Molecule: messenger RNA, 909 nt
Organism: Cryptosporidium ubiquitum
Lineage: Eukaryota; Apicomplexa; Conoidasida; Eucoccidiorida; Cryptosporidiidae
Exons: 4
Coding region: 1-909 (302 amino acids)
Source: RefSeq, a predicted model, not a curated record
AUGGAAGAAGGAGACUACAUUGAUACUCUGCUGGAAGAUAUCAAGAAUACUGCUGUACUUAAAUGUGGUGAAAACAUGGCAGGAUAUAAUAUUGGUGUUGCUAUCCUUUCAUCAAGUUUAGGAGAUGGGGGCGAAAUUACGAACAAAUUAUUGGAAAGUUGGAAUAUGAGAGAUGUUAAUUGUAAUAACGAUAUAGUUUUUGUAUAUUUGGCAAGUGAAAACAGAGCUAUAAUUAGAUGGGGUGUUUCAGUUGAACCUGCUCUUAAUAUUGUAAUGUAUCCAGAAUUAAUUAGUGAAAUAGAUUCCGUUUUUUUGGAUAAACCAAUUGGACCAGCUAUUUAUAAUGGUAUUUCAACUAUAAGACAACAGUUGAAGGAAAAUAUUGGGCCACCUAGAAGACUUCCUCAAUUGCUUGUCUUAUCCAUUAUUGGAGGAUUAACAGUUUUGGGAUUCGGAGCACUUGUUGUAUCUGCAAUCUCUGAUUCUAACCCAUCGAAAAGUGCCUCCAGACUAGGAAGAAGAAUUGAAGCACAAGAGUUAUUAAGUAGAAUUCAGGCAAUGGUUAAGGAUGGAAGUAUUGACAAAGAGUUAUGUCCCAUUACAUUAAUCGAUUUGAACCGAACUGGAGUUCCUUAUGUGAUAUGUAAUAAAGGAUAUAAAUACGAAGCUAGAUCAUAUAUGGGAUGGAUGAAAGCAAACAGAUGUGGACCUGAAACUGACCCAAUCACUAGAGCUAUAGAAAAAAAUGAAUUCAUUACUUCAAAUAGAGAAGACGUCCCAGCUGAAUUCAGAAAAAUCCCUAUAAAGCUUUAUUUAGAGAGUCUAAGCAAUAUUUAUCCAGAUAUUAUUAGCGAACAAAACAUUAAAGAUUUCAUGAAAAAUACAAAUGAUAGAUGGAUAAUACCAUAA